CACGGCCGGUCCCUUCUGGGCGCCCGGGACAGACUGGGCGCGCGCCCGUGUGUGUGUGUGUGCGCGCGGGUCUAGAGGGCAGAGGUGUCCCCUCGUUACCUUUUUUUUUUCUUCCUUUUAUCCAAAGAACGGGACAGUUCGCACGCUUGCUUUACUGUCGCCCGGUUGGGAGUGGGGUUGGUGUGCGAAGUGGUUUGUCGUUUUUUCUUUUGAACUUGUGUGUGCUUUUUUUUUUCUCUCUUUUUUCAUUUUUUAGGCUCAGUGCCGUCCGGGCUGGUUUCCCUGGUCCCUGACUAAUCUGUCCUUUCGAAGUCUCGCCACCCCCGCCCAAGGUCGCCCCUGCGUUCUCGCCCCUGGCCCCCUGGGGGGAGUUUUGUCCCCGCCCUGCCCACCCGUGUCUUCGCAGCCGUAGCCGCACCUGCCUCAAUAUGAAUGGGGUCAACGACCCACCUCUUUUUAUAAAAGAUAUUAAGCCCGGACUGAAAAACUUAAAUGUCGUCUUUAUUGUCUUGGAGAUAGGACGCGUGACCAAAACUAAAGACGGCCAUGAAGUGAGAUCGUGCAAAGUAGCAGAUAAAACGGGCAGCAUCACUAUUUCCGUGUGGGACGAGAUCGGAGGUCUUAUACAGCCAGGGGAUAUUAUUCGGUUAACCAGAGGGUAUGCAUCCAUGUGGAAAGGAUGUCUGACACUUUAUACUGGAAGGGGUGGUGAACUUCAAAAAAUUGGGGAAUUUUGUAUGGUUUAUUCAGAAGUGCCAAAUUUCAGUGAGCCUAACCCAGAUUAUCGAGGACAGCAGAACAAAGGAGUAAUUCAUCCAAAUGCAUACAGUGAACAGAAGAGUAAUUCCAUGAAUAGUAAUAUGGGUACAGGUACAUUUGGACCAGUGGGAAGCGGUGUUCAAAGUGGCCCUGAAUCAAGGGGAUAUCAAUUUUCAUAUGGUGGUAGAAGCAAUGGCCGGGGACCUAUAAAUCCACAGCUACCAGGAACAGCUAAUAAUCAAACAGUCAUGACCACAAUAAGUAAUGGCAGGGACCCUUGGAGAUCCUUUAAAAGAUGACCUAUGCCAAAUACUCACAUGUAGUUUUUAAACUACACACCCUACUUGAACACUUACUGCACUUUUAUUUAUCGUUAACUGUGAAACGUAGUAUGUCCUUUAUUGGUUUUCUUUUACAUUUUUUGUUUGUUAAGAUGAGUGGUUUGUUUUUAUAGCAAAACUGUUAAGCUGCUCAAGUCUCUUAUUCAAGAAUGGGAACACUGAAAAGUAGGGCCAUUUAUUUUUAGAGCAAAAAGUUUGUUGGGUAUCUUCUAAAAAACUUGUACCCAUUUCAUGGGUGAGUUAAGACAUCACUUUAUAGCCUCUAUGAGUCUUUAUCUUCUGUAUAAUUUUGUAGUAUUUAACGUAAGGCUUAGUGAGAGAUGUUAUUUUGUCUUAAAUUCAGAUAUUGCCAACUAAAGCAAUAACCACCAAAAAAACAAAAACUUUUGUCCACGCUAACGGCAAUUUUUGAGUGUUUGUGACUCCAGGAAUAAUUGACUUCUUUAUUGAGUGACUGCCAUUAAGAUUUUCCAAGGACUAAACCAUCUUAAAUUCUUAUUUUAUUGUAAAAGAACCAGUUUCUUUAUCAAAAUUAUGGAAUUGAAUGUGAUCUGUAUUGUAACAUAAUUUUUAGAAGAAAGCUACAUUUACUUUAUUUUAGGGCAGCGUUCUUAACAUUUGUUAUCAAAACUGAGGCCUUGAAUAUUUAUUUUUUGAAACUACCAUGUUAAAUAUUAAGGUAUAAUUUGAGGGAGUUAUAAAGUCAUAAUAAACAUUGAUCUGUUUUAAAAAACAAUUGUGAUAAACAUAAUAGAGAAGGCAAUUCAAAUUGAAUUCAUGUAAUAUGCAGUCUCAAGUUAUAGAUCUUAGGUACUUAAAGGUACUCAGCCUGGAGUGAAAAUCCUGGUUACUUAACUUUGAGGAGUAUGUGUAUAUAUGUGUGUGUACUGUCAGUUUUUAAACACAAUUCACAUAGCCUUAUUUGCAAAAGGAAAGAAAUGGCUCUCGAAGUCAUUACAGCUUUAUUCAGAAAUGUAAAGGUGAAAUUUAUGUGUCAUAAAUGGUACCCACUUCCACUUUUUUACUGUAGAGCGGAUAACAGGUAAAUUUUUCCUUUGUUAGAAUUCAACUCUUCUUGAAUAUUAUCUCUUGAAUAAAACUUGCAUCAAUGUUAACAGAC
Galeopterus variegatus (Sunda flying lemur) is the source of this 2220-nucleotide messenger RNA. It is a transcript of the gene NABP1, whose product is annotated as nucleic acid binding protein 1. The record is from RefSeq and is a predicted model, not a curated record. Bases 429 to 1058 code for a protein of 209 amino acids. Gene Ontology annotation, cellular component: SOSS complex. The transcript has 6 exons. NCBI's taxonomy places the organism in Eukaryota, Metazoa, Chordata, Mammalia, Dermoptera, Cynocephalidae. Gene Ontology annotation, biological process: mitotic cell cycle checkpoint signaling; response to ionizing radiation; double-strand break repair via homologous recombination. Gene Ontology annotation, molecular function: DNA binding.